Molecule: messenger RNA, 6546 nt
Organism: Cololabis saira (Pacific saury)
Lineage: Eukaryota; Metazoa; Chordata; Actinopteri; Beloniformes; Belonidae
Product: myosin heavy chain, fast skeletal muscle-like
Exons: 39
Coding region: 1-5889 (1962 amino acids)
Cellular component (GO): myosin complex
Molecular function (GO): actin filament binding; ATP binding; cytoskeletal motor activity
Source: RefSeq, a predicted model, not a curated record
AUGAGCUCGGACGCUGAGAUGGCCCAGUACGGGCCGGCGGCUGUCUUCCUGCGCAAACCCGAGAGGGAGCGCGUGGAGGCCCAGAACCGGCCGUUCGAUGCCCGCACCGCCUGCUUCGUGCCCCACCCCAAGGAGCUGUACAUCAAGGGCGUCGUGCAGAAGAGGGAGGGCGGCCAGGCCACGGUGAAGACCGAGGCCGACGAGACGGUCACGGUGAAGGAGGAGGACGUCAACGCCAUGAACCCGCCCAAGUACGACAAGAUCGAGGACAUGGCCAUGAUGACGCACCUCAACGAGCCGUCCGUGCUGUUCAACCUCAAGGACCGCUACGCCGCCUGGAUGAUCUACACGUACUCCGGGCUCUUCUGCGUCACCGUCAACCCCUACAAGUGGCUGCCGGUGUACGACCCCCAGGUGGUGUCGGCCUACCGGGGCAAGAAGCGCAUGGAGGCUCCGCCGCACAUCUUCUCCGUCUCUGACAACGCGUAUCAGAACAUGCUCACAGAUCGUGAGAACCAGUCUGUCCUGAUUACCGGAGAAUCCGGUGCGGGAAAGACCGUCAACACCAAGCGCGUCAUCCAGUACUUCGCGACAAUCGCGGUUUCUGGCGGCGACAAGAAAGAGCAGACGUCCGGGAAAAUUCAGGGAACUCUGGAGGAUCAAAUCAUCUCAGCGAACCCUCUGCUGGAGGCUUUCGGGAACGCCAAGACCGUGAGGAACGACAACUCCUCCAGAUUUGGAAAAUUCAUCAGAAUUCACUUUGGGACCACGGGAAAACUGUCGUCCGCCGACAUCGAAACCUACUUGCUGGAAAAGUCAAGAGUAACUUUCCAGCUGACGGAGGAGAGGAGCUACCACAUCUUCUACCAGAUCAUGACGGGACACAAGGCCGAGCUCAUCGAAAUGCUGCUCAUUACGACCAACCCGUACGACUUCCCCAUGAUCAGCCAGGGCCAGAUCACCGUGGCCAGUAUCGACGACAAGGAGGAGCUGAUGGCGACCGACGUGAGCAAACUGUGGUGUUUUCAUGCCACGUUUCAUUUGGUUAUCUCUGGUGUUUUACAGAGUGCCAUCGACACCCUGGGCUUCAACAAUGAAGAGAAACUCUCCAUCUACAAGCUCACGGGGGCCGUGCUGCAUUAUGGGAACAUGAAGUUCAAGCAGAAGCAGCGGGAGGAGCAAGCCGAGCCCGACGGCACUGAGGUGGCAGACAAAGUCGCCUUCCUCUUGGGGCUGAACUCGGCCGACCUGCUGAAAGGUCUUUGCUACCCCCGAGUCAAAGUGGGGAAUGAAUACGUCACCAAGGGCCAGACCGUCCCGCAGGUCUCCAACGCAGUUGGGGCUCUGGCCAAAUCCGUCUACGAGAAGAUGUUCCUGUGGAUGGUGAUCCGGAUCAACGAGAUGUUGGACACCAAGCAGCCCAGGCAGUUCUUCAUCGGCGUGUUGGACAUCGCUGGAUUUGAAAUAUUUGAUUUCAACAGCAUGGAACAACUCUGCAUUAACUUCACCAACGAGAAGCUGCAACAGUUUUUCAACCACCACAUGUUUGUGCUGGAGCAAGAAGAGUACAAGAAGGAAGGGAUCGAUUGGGAGUUCAUUGACUUCGGCAUGGACCUGGCAGCCUGCAUCGAGCUCAUCGAAAAGCCAAUGGGCAUCUUCUCCAUCCUUGAAGAGGAGUGCAUGUUCCCCAAGGCCACAAACACUUCCUUCAAGAACAAACUGUAUGACCAGCAUCUUGGAAAAAACAAUGCUUUCCAAAAGCCGAAGAUUGUCAAAGGCAAGCCCGAGGCUCAUUUCUCCCUGGUGCACUACGCCGGCACGGUGGACUACAACAUCUCCGGCUGGCUGGAUAAGAACAAGGACCCGCUGAACGAGUCGGUGGUGCAGCUGUACCAGAAGUCGUCGACGAAACUGCUGUCGUACCUGUACGCCUCCUUUGCUGGUGCAGAAGGAGAUUCGGGUGGGGACAAAGCGAAGAAAGGCGGAAAGAAGAAGGGUGGCUCGUUUCAGACGGUGUCUGCUGUUUUCAGGGAGAAUCUGGGGAAGCUGAUGACCAACCUGAGGAGCACUCAUCCUCACUUUGUGCGAUGCCUGAUUCCCAACGAGGUUAAAACCCCUGGAAUCAUGGACAACAGUCUGGUCAUCCACCAGCUGCGCUGCAACGGCGUGCUGGAGGGAAUCAGGAUCUGCACCAAGGGAUUCCCCAGCAGGAUUCUCUACGCCGACUUCAAGCAGAGGUACAGAAUCCUGAAUGCGAGUGCCAUCCCCGAGGGUCAGUUCAUCGAUGGAAAGAAAGCUUCUGAGAAGCUUCUGGGCUCCAUCGACGUCGACCACACGCAGUACCGUUUUGGUACAACCAAGGUUUUCUUCAAAGCCGGCCUGCUCGGCACUCUGGAGGAGCUGCGAGAUGAAAAACUGGCUUCUCUGGUGACGCAGACUCAAGCUCUGUGCCGAGGCUUCGUGAUGAGGAAGGAAUACUCCACCUGGAUCGCACGGAGGGACUGCGUGUGGAUCCUGCAGUACAACCUGCGCUCAUUCAUGAACGUGAAACACUGGCCCUGGAUGAAGCUGUUCUUCAAGAUCAAGCCGCUCCUGAAGAGCGCCGAGACGGAGAAGGAGAUGGCGACCAUGAAGGAAGACUUCGUCAAGUGCAAGGAAGACCUGGCCAAGUCGGAAACCAAGCGCAAAGACCUGGAAGAGAAGAUGGUUUCUCUGCUGCAGGAGAAGAACAACCUCCAGCUGCAAGUUCAGUCCGAUUCUGAGAACCUCGGCGACGCAGAGGAGCGAUGCGAAGGGCUGAUCAAGAGCAAGAUCCAGCUGGAGGCCAAACUCAAAGAGGUGGCCGAGCGGCUGGAGGACGAGGAGGAGAUGAACGGAGAGCUGACCGCCAAGAAGCGGAAGCUGGAGGACGAGUGCUCCGAGCUGAAGAAAGACAUCGACGACCUGGAGAUCACGCUGGCCAAAGUGGAGAAGGAGAAACACGCCACCGAAAACAAGGUGAAAAACCUGGUGGAGGAGCUGGCGGGGCAGGACGAAGGCAUGUCCAAGCUGACCAAGGAGAAGAAGGCUCUGCAGGAAGCCCAGCAGCAGACGCUGGACGACCUGCAGGCCGAGGAGGACAAAGUCAACUCUCUGACCAAAGCCAAGGCCAAGCUGGAGCAGCAAGUGGAUGACCUGGAGGGCUCGCUGGAGCAGGAGAAGAAGAGCCGCAUGGAUGUGGAGAGAACCCGGAGGAAGCUGGAGGGAGACCUGAAGCUCACGCAGGAAUCUCUCAUGGACGUGGAGAACGACAAGCAGCAGUCGGAGGAGAAGGUUAAGAAGAAGGAGUUUGAAAACAGCCAGCUGCUCAGCAAGAUUGCAGAUGAGCAAACGAUGAACAAUCAGCUCCAGAAGAAGAUAAAGGAGCUCCAGGCUCGUAUCGAGGAGCUGGAGGAGGAGGUGGAGGCAGAGCGGGCCGUCCGGGCCAAGAUCGAGAAGCAGCGGUCGGACCUGAGCCGGGAGCUGGAGGAGAUCAGCGAGCGGCUGGAGGAGGCCGGGGGCGCCACCUCUGCGCAGGUUGAGAUGAACAAGAAGCGCGAGGCCGAGUUCCUGAAGCUGCGGCGCGACCUGGAGGAGUCCACGCUGCACCACGAGGCCACGGCCGCCGCGCUGCGCAAGAAGCAGGCGGACGGCAUGGCGGAGCUGGGCGAGCAGAUUGACAACCUGCAGCGCGUCAAGCAGAAGCUGGAGAAGGAGAAGAGCGAGCUGAAGAUGGAGAUCGACGACCUGGCCGGCAACAUGGAGACCGUUGCCAAGGCCAAGGUGACCCUAGAGAAGAUGUGUCGCUCGCUGGAGGAUCAGCUGGUGGAGCUGAAGACCAAGAACGACGAGAACACCAGGCAGAUCUCAGAUCUGUCAAAUCAGAGGGCUCGGUUUCAGACGGAAAACGCCGAAAUGUCGCGGCAGAUGGAGGAGCGAGAGAGCCUCAUCUCCCAGCUGACCAGAGGGAAGCAGGGAUUCACCACGCAGAUCGACGAGCUGAAGCGACUGCUGGAGGAGGAAUCCAAGGCCAAGAACGCCCUGGCCCACGGCCUGCAGUCGGCCCGGCACGACUGCGACCUCCUGCGGGAGCAGUACGAGGAGGAGCAGGAGGCCAAGGCCGAGCUGCAGCGCUGCCUGUCCAAGGCCAACACCGAGGUGGCGCUCUGGAGGAACAAAUACGAGACGGACGCCAUCCAGCGCACCGAAGAGCUGGAGGAGGCAAAGAAGAAACUGGCCCAGCGCCUCCAAGAGGCCGAGGAGCAGAUCGAAGCCGUGAACUCCAAGUGCGCCUCGCUGGAGAAAACCAAACAACGGCUCCAGAGCGAGAUGGAGGACCUGAUGGUGGACGUGGAGAAGUCCAACAGCCUGGCCGCCACGCUGGACAAGAGGCAGAGGAGCUUCGACAAGGUCCUGGCCGAGUGGAAGCAGAAGUACGAGGAGUCGCAGGCGGAGCUGGAAGGAACCCAGAAGGAGUCGCGGUCCCUGAGCACCGAGCUGUUCAAGCUGAAAAACUCGUACGAGGAGGCCCUGGACCACCUGGAGACCAUGAAGAGGGAGAACAAGAACCUGCAACAGGAGAUCUCGGACCUGUCGGAGCAGCUGGGGGAAGGAGGGAAGACCCUCCACGAACUGGAGAAGUUCAAGAAACAAGUGGAGACGGAGAAGACCGACAUGCAGGCGGCUCUGGAGGAAGCUGAGGCGUCGCUGGAGCAGGAGGAGUCCAAGAUCCUGCGCGUGCAGAUGGACCUGAACCAGAUCAAGGGCGAGGUGGACCGGAAGGUGGCGGAGAAGGACGAGGAGCUGGACCAGCUGAGGAGGAACCACCAGCGCACGCUGGAGUCCAUGCAGGCCACGCUGGACGCCGAGGUGCGCAGCAGGAACGACGCCCUGCGCGUGAAGAAGAAGAUGGAGGGAGACCUGAACGAGAUGGAGAUCCAGCUCAGCCACUCCAACCGGCAGGCGGCCGAGGCCCAGAAGCAGCUCAGGAACGUCCAGGGCCAGCUCAAGGAUGCCCAGCUCCACCUGGACGACUCGGUCCGGGCGCAGGAGGACCUGAAGGAGCAGGUCUGCAUGACGGAGCGGCGGACGGUGCUGAUGCAGGCGGAGGUGGAGGAGCUCCGGGAGGCCGUGGAGCAGACGGAGCGCAGCAGGAAGAUGGCCGAGCAGGAGCUGGUGGACGCCAGCGAGCGGGCGGGGCUGCUGCACUCCCAGAACACCAGCCUCCUCAACACCAAGAAGAAGCUGGAGUCCGACGUGACGCAGUUCCACGGGGAGAUCGAAGACGCCGUGCAGGAGGCCCGGAACGCCGAGGAGAAGGCCAAGAAGGCCAUCACCGACGCCGCCGUCAUGGCCGAGGAGCUGAGGAAGGAGCAGGACACCAGCGCUCACCUGGAGAGGAUGAAGAAGAACCUGGAGGCCACGGUGAAGGACCUGCAGCUCCGGCUGGACGAGGCCGAGAACCUGGCCAUGAAGGGAGGGAAGAAGCAGCUGCAGAAGCUGGAGGCCCGGGUCCGAGACCUGGAGAACGAGCUGGACGGCGAGCAGAAACGAUCGUCUGAGGCCGUGAAGGGAGUCAGGAAGUACGAGAGGAAGGUCAAGGAGCUCACCUACCAGACGGAGGAGGACAAGAAGAACAACGUGCGACUGCAGGACCUGGUGGACAAGCUGCAGGUGAAGAUGAAGGCGUACAAGCGUCAGGCCGAGGAAGCUGAGGAGCAGUCCAACGCCAGCAUGGCCCGGUUCAGGAAGGCCCAGCACGAGCUGGAGGAGGCCGAGGAACGAGCCGACGUGGCCGAGUCGCUGGCCAACAAGAUGAGAGCCAAGAGCCGGGAGAUCGGAGGAAAGGCUCCAGAGGGACCGUUGGAGUAGCGGCUUUAAUAAAAACUUUAAUAAAACCACGCCCUCAUGAAACCAGUGACAUCACAGCGCCGCGGCUCCGUAAAUCCCUCAAAACCUUGCGUGUCCCUCGAAGUUUUAGAUGUCAAGUAAUGUUCGGUUCAUCACAGGUUAGAGCAGGGGUCUUCAACCUUUUUUAGACCCUUGGAUGAGAGAAAAAUAGAGAGGUGACCCCCGCUUGUAAUUUAGAUUUUUUCCCUUUUUUGUUUUUAAUGUGUCAAGUUUUAAGCCUGGCUUAUAAUAACUUUUGAAUGUGUUUUAUUCUGCUUAUAUCACCUUAUUAACCAAUUCCUGACUGGGUUAUUAGCUACAUGUGUUUACGGUUGAUGAAACUUUGGCCUCGUCAGACGUGGAAGGAGUAACGUUAGGCCGAGCUGUAACGUUACAAUCUCCAGCUUUAGGCUUCGUUAUUGUCACACAUUUAUCCUUCAGGUCUAACUAGCGUUAAAUAGGAAAUAGCCAAGUCAAUUUUGCAACUAAUUUUCUUUUCUUUAACAGGGUCGCUAGCUCGUUUUUCCGCUCUAAAGUCGACAUUAGUCACAUGACUCACGUCAUGGGAAUAAUUUAUGUAGAGUUUUAGAGUAAACAGUUAUUGUCAAAAGUAGAUUAUUAUCGCCUGUUAAUGGAGUU